AUGGCCCCAGCCCUGACCAAGCUCUCCAAAGACGCCCACGGAAUCCACUUGGCGACCACUCUCGCCCUCAACAACAUGGAUGCAGAGGGGGCAAUGCUCAACAUGGAGUGUGAUCCUCAGUUGAACCUGAAGGAGGGCAGCUAUGCUCAGAGGGUGUAGCUCAACCUCUCCUCUCCGCCCUGUCUGGACACUUUUUGCUCUGGCACGAGUCCCCUUGAGGUUUCAGAGUCACUCCUGUCCCCUUUGCUACGGGCCUCGGCUGGACAGUACAACACAGUGCUUCUCUCCAGCCCUGGUUCCUUGUGCAACCUCCUGUUCCUCAACAAAAACCUGAAGAAUUCCCUGGCGGCCUGUCCAAGUGCACAAGACAUGUAUUUUGUUCCGGUCACUGAACACAAUAGCCACGGUGUGGUUCAGCAGCGGUGUCAGCACAGUGGCCAAGGACCAGAUGGCUAUGAUAUCCCCCAGUCACCUACAAAACACUGCCAGGGGGAUCUCAUGUCCCAGUACAACUCUGCUGUCCCCACACCCGGCAUAGCGAGGCAGGAGGGGGGCACCAUCAGCACAGACACAGCUCUAGCCCAGCUAUGGACCAAAAACUAUCUCUCCCAACAAGCAGCCCUGUUAGGACAGGCUGGGUGGAUCCAGAGGAGACUCCAGGCUCUGCUAGGGGACCACCUUUCUAGCCACUGCAGCCUCCAGCUGGAGGGUCUAAAGAAGAGGCAGGGCAGGGAGACCCCGGGUCCCCCCUCACCCCCAGCUGACACCAAACCCUUUGAUCCAGCCAUGGGGCAGAGACCGACCGGUACACAGAGCCACAGGACCCAGGCGCCUGCCCUACUGCAAACCUUCUCAGUCCCAUCCUCUUCUAAACACAUCCAGGAGUUUGCCAGCUGUGCCCAGGCUGUGCUGCGCACAGUGCAUGAGGCUGUAGACUCUGAUGUCACAGAGAGCAGCUCAGGUGAAGAAUUGGAGCCUGAGCAGAAAUGGGGGACCAGGUCUUGACCAGUUAGGCAUGGGGGUGAGUGGAGGUGGCAGAAGGAGAGGGCUGAGGCGGGCAGCAGGUGGACCUGGCUACAGCUACGUGUGGCAGAGCUCGAGGGACGCAUCCAACAGCUGGAGGACCUGCACAAACAGAUCACCUUCACCAAGGUAAGGCCCAGGGGGGGGGUGAUCUUGGCAGAGUCGCAGCUGUUUACGGACAGGCAAAUCCAGCAGACGUUACUAACGGAGAUAGCAGGGCUGUCGUUCAGGGCGGGGGGAAUCGCUAGAGACCCUCCCUCCGACAUGGAGAAUGAACCCAGCAGCCCCACACGCCUCCUCAGGAACAUACAGAGACAGGCCUCCCUCUCCUCCUCCCUCUGUCCCACCUUUGUGUCCUGUGACCCCCUGGCCCUGUGUUCUGACCCAGCCUGUUCCUCCGGCAGCACCCUGAUCUCCAGGACCAGUGGCUUUAGGACACACCCUGUUCUCUCUCUCUCCUCAGAUUGUAGCCACAAGCAGCAUGGGAGGAACCGGAGGGGAGUGGCCAGGGGUGUGUCACCUGUCAGAUGGGCGGGAUCUGCUCAGACCCCACACAGGAAGGCUUAUUGUGGAGGGAGGAAGAGGAGACACACCCACAAGACCAUAGAAGAUGAGGAGGACCUCUUGUCUCAGCUGUCAGACACUGAGGACAGUCCAGAUGAGAGCCUGGAGGAUGCCGUUACACCCCAGACUUCACACACACACAAACGGGAUUCAAUCCGCAGACGUUAGAGAGAGAGUGUUUACAACAUUGACAAUGUCCCCAUGUCCCUGGCUGCCACUACCAAGUUAGAGAAACUUCACUACAAAGACAUUAUAACACCCAGCUGGAGAGUGGUUGAUAACCCACCCCUGGAAGAGAGAGAGAGACAGGAGGAGCUGCUGUGUGACGAGAUCUUUUCCCAGAGGCAUCUGGGGUGUGAAAAGAGAGAGAAACUCCACUGGACCUCCUGCGAUAAGAGCAGAUGCUACAGACGCACCACCAGAUCUGGCAGUAGGAACGAUGGACCAGGUGUUUCUGUAUGGGACUCUGCUGUCAGGGAUGACAUCAGAGGUGACAUGAGCACUCACGUGGACCGGAGCUGCAGUCUGGACACGGACGCAGACAGAGCCUUAGAGGAGUGGGUGCCUCGACUCCCAUGGGAGAGCCGUGUGUUCCCGCUGUGUGAGGAUGAGGCUCUAAGGUGUCAUGAAGAGGAGCAGCAGGAGCCUCGCUGGGAGGAAAGGGAGAAGGCAGAUUCCACCAGCAGCACAGAUGACAGCAGCAGCUCUGUCCAGUCACCCCCAUUCUCAGCCUUGUCCAGUACAUCACCACCACCUGCUGGAGACGAUGAGAACAACACACUUACUGCAGUCACCUGAAACGACUUGGCUUUACCAUGGCAAAGAUCCUUUCAGGAGUUUAGGAUACCCAAACGGACCCAAAGGGACAGAGAUACAAGAGGAGGCCUGAACUCCCUGGAGUAGAUGUCGCACAUUAUGUGUACCUCAUUUUAAUGUACACUUGUAUUUUAUUUGGGUUCAAAUGUUUUGGAGUGUUCUUUAUUUAUUUAAAACAUUGUGAUUUGUUUCAUUCCUUUCAGUUCCUCUGCUGUAUUUUAAGGUUUUGGAUGGGAUUGUGUUGGACAUUCAACAUGUAGACAUUUAACAUUUUUAAAGUUACCCUGACCUGCAUUCAUAUUGAAGAUCUGUGUACCAGUGCACAAUCGAUCGUAACCUUGGCUGACAAUGUACCAUAGUAUGUAAAUAGUUGUUGCCUGUUAUUUAUUUUACGUUUCAAGACGUGUCUGAUAAUGCAAUCUUAACCUAUAGUUUUAUAUACACUACCGUUCAAGACUUUGGGGUCACUUGGAGAUGUCCUUGUUUUUGAAAGAAAAGCAAUUUUUUUGUCCAUUUAAAACAACAUCAAGUUGAUCAGAAAUACAGUGUAGACAUUGUUAAUGUUGAAAAUGACUAUUGUAGCUGGAAAUGGCUGAUUUUUAAUGAUAUAUCUACAUAGGCGUACAGAGGCCCAUUAUGAGCAACUAUCACUCCUUUGUUCCAAUGGCACGUUGUGU
This is a messenger RNA of Salvelinus fontinalis (brook trout), 3080 nucleotides long. RefSeq names its product KAT8 regulatory NSL complex subunit 1-like (gene kansl1l). The record is from RefSeq and is a predicted model, not a curated record. Gene Ontology annotation, molecular function: histone acetyltransferase binding. Gene Ontology annotation, cellular component: NSL complex. NCBI's taxonomy places the organism in Eukaryota, Metazoa, Chordata, Actinopteri, Salmoniformes, Salmonidae.